Messenger RNA from Phalaenopsis equestris, 2805 nucleotides. Its product is annotated as G-type lectin S-receptor-like serine/threonine-protein kinase At1g34300. Gene Ontology annotation, molecular function: ATP binding; protein serine/threonine kinase activity. NCBI's taxonomy places the organism in Eukaryota, Viridiplantae, Streptophyta, Magnoliopsida, Asparagales, Orchidaceae. The record is from RefSeq and is a predicted model, not a curated record. Gene Ontology annotation, biological process: recognition of pollen; protein phosphorylation.
AUGAGUUGUAGAAGUCUUUCUCCCCUCUCGCACGCCUCUCCUAGCUUCUUCCUCUGACCUCUUCGUCUCCCUUCACUCAAAUUCCUUUCACGACACCUGGAAAAAACCAGGUAGGGAAACCAGAAAGAGAGGAAAAAAAGAUGAAAUUUUUAUCUCUUGUUCUUCCUUCUAUCGCCAUCCUCCUCUUCGCCGGCGUAUCUAUUGCUUCGGGCAUCACUCUCGGCUCGACACUGACGACCACCAAGUCCUCCUGGUCUUCCCCCAACAACACCUUCUCUGUAACCUUCAUCUCCGACUCACAAAACCCUUCCCUGUUUCUCGCCGCAAUCACUUACAUCGGCGGCGUUCCCAUCUGGUCCGCCGGACCGGUGGACUCCGGCGGCACUCUCCAGCUACAAUCCGACGGCAACCUCCGCCUCUCUAAUGCUUCCGGCUCAUCCGUUUGGGAAUCAAGAACUGCUAACCGCGGCGUCACCACCGCAUCCCUCGAUGACACAGGUAACCUCAAACUCAGCAACGGAAGCAGUUUCAUUGUGUGGGAGACCUUCGAAAACCCUACUGAUAGCAUCGUGGAAUCCCAGAACUUUACGUAUAAGAAAUUUCUCCGAUCCGGGGAUUAUUCCUUCACCGUCCUUCAAACGGGAAACCUAACCCUUACAUGGAAUAGCUCCAUUACCUAUUUCAAUAAGGGACUGAACUCUUCUUUUGAUUCCAACAAAACCCUUGAUUCUCCGGUGAUUAUGCUACAGACCGACGGAAUUCUUUCACUUUUCGAUAAUACUCUUCCGAGCUUUGUUAUUAUCGCUUACAGUAGCAAUUUUGGAGAGAGUGGCGACAUGCUUAGGUUUGUUAGAUUGGAUAAAGAUGGGAAUUUGAGGGCAUAUAGUGUUCCUCGGGGAAGCAGCACUGCUACUAGCCGUUGGUCGGCUGUGGAAGACCAGUGUGCUGUAUUUGGGUGGUGUGGCAACUAUGGCAUUUGCAGCUAUAAUGAUUCGUCGCCAAUAUGCGGCUGCCCAUCGGAGAACUUUGUACCUGUGGAUCCGAAUGACAGCACAAGGGGUUGCAAGCGGAAGAUGGAGAUCCAGGAUUGCUCUGAAAACUCUACCAUGCUUGAACUGGACAAUACCCAGUUCUUGACUUACCCACCUGAGGUAUCCAAGGAGCAGUUCUAUGUCGCCAUCACGGCUUGCAGGCAGGUCUGCCUGACUGGUGGAUCAUGCGUUGCCUCAACCUCGCUUGCUGAUGGUUCUGGUCUUUGCUAUCUCAAGUUCUUAGAUUUUGUCAGUGGUUAUCAGUCCCCUUCCCUCCCCAGCACUUCUUUUGUCAAGGUCUGUGCUCCGGCUGAGCCAUAUGCACGGUUAUCUGAUUCAACUCAAUCUCAGACCAGUUCAUCAAAGUUGAAAACGUGGGUGGUGGUGGUGGUGGUUGUGGGCACAGUUCUUGGGCUGGUGGUGGUAGAGGUUGGGUUUUGCUGGUUCUUUUGCCUCAAUGGUCCUAAGUUUGGUCAAUCUUCUGUGCAGUAUGCUCUUUUGGAGUAUGCAUCUGGUGCUCCAGUGCAAUUCUCAUACAAGGAAUUGCAGCGCACAACAAAAGGAUUCAAAGAGAAGCUUGGUGCUGGUGGUUUUGGUGCUGUGUAUAAAGGAGCUCUUGCAAACAAGACAGUCGUUGCUGUGAAGCAGCUGGAGGGGAUUGAGCAAGGGGAAAAGCAGUUCAGAAUGGAGGUGGCUACCAUAAGCAGCACUCACCAUCUGAAUCUGGUGAGGCUGAUUGGUUUUUGCUCUGAGGGGAGGCACAGGCUGCUGGUCUAUGAGUUCAUGAAAAAUGGAUCUCUGGAUAGCUUAUUAUUCUCUGGAGACUCUGGAAAGUUGAAUUGGGCGACCCGGUACAAGAUUGCAGUUGGCACUGCAAGGGGAAUAACUUACUUGCACGAGGAAUGCGAGGAAUGCCGAGACUGCAUUGUUCACUGCGACAUAAAGCCGGAGAACAUUCUACUUGAUGAAAACUACAAUGCCAAAGUUUCAGAUUUUGGACUUGCAAAGCUGUUAAAUCCAAAAGAUCACAGACAAAGGACCAUGACCAGUCUUCGGGGGACCAGAGGCUACUUAGCUCCCGAAUGGCUUGCGAAUUUGCCGGUGACUUCGAAAUCUGAUGUCUAUAGCUAUGGGAUGGUUUUGCUUGAGAUUGUGAGCGGGCGGCGAAAUUUUGAUGUUUCAGAUGACACGGGGAGGAAGAAGUUUUCUACUUGGGCUUAUGAGGAGUUUGAAAGAGGGUGCAUUAAGAGUUUCAUUGAUAAAAAACUGCUGGACUAUGAGCUUGACAUGGAACAACUAGAAAGAGCAGUCCAGACAUCCUUCUGGUGCAUUCAAGAGCAACCAUCUCAGAGGCCUUCGAUUGGGACGGUGGUGCAAAUGCUCGAGGGAAUCAUAGAGAUUGGAAGGCCUCCACCUCCAAAGGCAACUGAUAGCUCUUCUACCACUGAUAGUGGCAGCAUGAACACUAGCACCCAUUCGAUUGCUAUUGGUUCUGGGCCACAUCCUUCUUCUUCAAGUUCUGUUCAAGGAAAAACUCCAAAUUUAUCAGUUUCUUUGGUAAACCGAGGAAAGGUUUCUUCAUCACUGCCUGUGCAAGAGCAGUCUGCAAGUCGGUAAUUCAUAUUAGGCACUGGUUUCUUCUGUUAUCUUCAGGCUUUACCAACUGUAUUAUAUGUAAUUUUAUAUCUUCGUGUAGUGUUGUAUUUUAUUUUAUUUUGCUGGGGUGUUCAAGGUCUAGCAUUUGUGCUUUCAAUAGUAUGGUUCAGAGCAAAAU